This is a messenger RNA of Adelges cooleyi (spruce gall adelgid), 1727 nucleotides long. RefSeq names its product guanine nucleotide-binding protein G(i) subunit alpha (gene Galphai). Gene Ontology annotation, molecular function: GTPase activity; G-protein beta/gamma-subunit complex binding; G protein-coupled receptor binding. The transcript is spliced from 6 exons. Gene Ontology annotation, cellular component: heterotrimeric G-protein complex. Bases 403 to 1467 code for a protein of 354 amino acids. The record is from RefSeq and is a predicted model, not a curated record. Gene Ontology annotation, biological process: adenylate cyclase-modulating G protein-coupled receptor signaling pathway. NCBI's taxonomy places the organism in Eukaryota, Metazoa, Arthropoda, Insecta, Hemiptera, Adelgidae.
AUAACGACUGUUUACCAUAAAGCGACUGUUACAAAAAAAAAAAAAAAGUUCUAACAUUCUUUCCGUUCUCUCUCUCAUUUUAUUUUUCAAGUAAAUUAAUGAGUAAUAAUCUCACAAGUGAACCGCAGCUAUAAUAAUAUCAAUUAUCAACAAUAAUAACAACAACGACGUUAAUUUUGUAAUAAUCGCUGUACGUCAUCGCCGCCGACGCCGCCUCUGGUGAUUAAUCGUUCGAUUGUUUUUUUAAUUUUUAUAUCGUGUAUGUUAUUAAGUCGGCCGCUAAUUAUUGGUGUUUUUUUGGAAUUUGAUUUUUUCCCCAAUUUUGGCGGACCGAAAGUUUUUUUAUUUUAAAGUCUUACUCGCCUUGCUGCGGCAACACCGUCGUCACUACUACUGCGCACGAUGGGGUGUACGAUAAGUUCGGGCGAAAAGGAAGCGGUGGAGCGAUCAAAGAAAAUCGACAAAUCCCUUCGGGCCGACGGCGAGAAAGCCGCCAGAGAGGUGAAACUGCUAUUGUUGGGGGCCGGUGAAUCGGGUAAAAGUACAAUUGUAAAACAAAUGAAAAUCAUACAUGAAACCGGUUAUUCACAAGAAGAAUGUGAACAAUACAGACCGGUCGUGUUCAGCAACACCAUUCAAAGUUUAAUGGCCAUCAUACGAGCCAUGGGAACGUUGAGAAUAGAUUUUUCCGAUUCAAGCAAAACGGACAAUGCCCGUCAAUUUUUCUCGUUGGCGAGCGCCACCGAAGAAGGCGAACUCACUCCGGAAUUGGUGAAAUUGAUGAAACGACUUUGGACCGAUUCAGGCGUUCAGGAAUGCUUCCUACGCUCGAGGGAGUAUCAACUCAACGAUUCUGCCGCCUACUAUCUAAAUGCCCUAGACAGAAUAUCUUUGCCCAAUUACGUGCCUACACAACAAGACGUAUUGAGGACGAGAGUGAAAACGACCGGAAUAAUUGAAACCAAUUUCUCAUUCAAAGGGUUGAAUUUCAAAAUGUUUGACGUCGGUGGCCAACGAUCUGAGAGGAAAAAGUGGAUACACUGUUUUGAAGGAGUCACGGCUAUAAUAUUUUGCGUUGCUCUGUCGGGCUACGAUUUAGUGUUGGCCGAAGACGAGGAGAUGAACCGAAUGAUAGAAUCAAUGAAAUUGUUUGAUUCAAUUUGUAACAGUAAAUGGUUCGUUGAUACGUCGAUAAUAUUGUUCUUGAACAAGAAAGAUCUUUUUGAAGAAAAAAUCAGACGUAGCCCGUUAAACUCGUGUUUUCCAGAAUAUACCGGUUCAAACAAUUACGAAGAAGCAGCCGCUUAUAUACAAAUGAAAUUUGAAAGCCUAAACAAAAGGAAGGAACAGAAGGAGAUCUACACUCAUUUUACAUGUGCGACCGACACGAACAACAUACAAUUCGUUUUUGACGCCGUCACCGAUGUUAUCAUCAAAAACAAUCUCAAAGAUUGUGGUCUGUUUUGAUGAAAAUAAUUCUUUAAAAAACCAUCGCAGUCGUUUGCCAAUCCGUUUCAGUUUUAGUUAAUCUUAGGACUAUACUCUAAUUUUUUUUUUUUUUUUUGACUGAUAAUAAAUUUAAUUAUUAUUUUUACGUGCCAAAUAUAUAUAUACAAAAAUCGAAUUAACAAUAUAAUAGUGUAAUAGUAUUCAAUAACUAACCAAAAAUCGUUGAACAAAUUUGUAUGUAUAAAAAGAAAAUCUCAAAACUGAAUUUAUCACCAUUU